Molecule: messenger RNA, 1011 nt
Organism: Plasmodium gonderi
Lineage: Eukaryota; Apicomplexa; Aconoidasida; Haemosporida; Plasmodiidae
Product: variable surface protein
Exons: 3
Coding region: 1-1011 (336 amino acids)
Source: RefSeq, a predicted model, not a curated record
AUGUCAGGAGGAAAAAAUAUGUCGCAAUAUUCAUUUCUUGAAGAUAUAUUUCCUACAUGCGCUGAUGAUUAUAAUUCAGCUACUACAAAUGGGGUUUCUGAAAGUUUGGAUGAAAGAUUCACUAGUAUGUGUAAACAAAUCCGUGAUUCUAUAGUGCCUAAUGAAUUAAGUGAGAGUGAAAAAAAAUUAUUUGAUUUAGGUUGCCUUGAUAUUUUAGUCUAUUUAGAUCGUAUCAAAAAUAUAAUUACUGAACAGGGUGAUACAGAAACUUAUGUUAAUUUAAGUUGUAAUUAUUUCUUUUACAAACUGAAAUUUCUUAUGAAUUCAUGUAAACUUAAAUGUAGCACAAUAAACACUUGUUAUGAAGAAAUGAGAAAAAUUAUGAAUGGUAAACCUGAUUAUGAACAUGCUUUUGAUGUAUGUGUGAAUAAAGAUAUAUACCAGGGAAUCCUUAAUGAAAAUAUAUUUGGAAUGAUGACAUAUAUUGAUUUUGCAUUUUAUUCACUUUAUCUUUUAAAAAGAAAAACAGAAUAUAGUAACAUACAGAAGGCAACGCAUUUAAGUAAUAUUAAGACACUUUUAUCAAAAUUUAAAAGAGAUGGUAAUGUUUCCAGUUCGAUUAUUCAAAUGAUACAGCUUGAUUACGAUAGAAUUAUCCAGGAAACGAGAACACAAUUGGAUAAUACAGAUUAUCAAAUAUCUCAGAAUAUGUACGGCACAAAAUCAGUACAAGUCAUGGGAAAUGAAUUACCAGAAAUGAUAGUAAUUGAGGAGGAUAAUGCCAUAAGUAAAGAAAUAAUUACAACAUUAAUUGUUUCAAUAUUUGCAAUAAUGAUAAUUAUAUUCAUAGGAUAUAAGUACAGAGCUCACAUACCAUUUUUAAAACAAAAAGCAAAGAAUAUAAUGAAGAUGAAGAAUAAACAAAAUGAGAAUAUUAACUCAUUUGCUACACUUGAAGGAAUAUACAAUUAUUCAAUUGAUAAUAAAUAUAGUCUAUCAUAUAGCUUAUAA